UGGCGGAUAUUAGAGAGAGAGUAUAGAAAGAGAAACAAAAACAGUCUUCAUUUCUUCAUAACUCUCAACCAGAAAGAAACAUCAAUGGGGGAGGCUCAAGAAGAGAAGAAACCAGAGGAGAAGAAUAUGGAAGAGGAGAAGAAACCAGAGGAACCUAAAAAAGAAGAAGCCCCUAAACCAGAUGAUGAAAAGAAAUCCGAUGAAGCCCCACCGCCACCACCGCCGCCGGCGGAAAUCAUCCUCAGAGUUUACAUGCAUUGUGAAGGCUGUGCCAAGAAAGUCCGGCGAUGUCUUAGAGGUUUCCCAGGAGUUGAAGAUGUUUUUACCGAUUGCAAAACCCAUAAAGUGGUAGUGAAAGGAGAGAAAGCUGAUCCAUUGAAGGUAUUAGAGAGAGUUCAGAAGAAAAGCCACCGUCAAGUCGAGCUUCUCUCUCCGAUCCCAAAGCCGCCGGCGCCGGAGGAACCCAAGAAGGUUGAGGAGAAAGAUCUACCUAAACCGGAAGAACCCAAAGAAGUGCCUCAAGUGAUUAUUGUUGCUCUUAAAGUACACAUGCAUUGUGAAGCUUGUGCUCAAGAAAUCAAACGUAGAAUCCUUAAAAUGAAAGGAGUUGAGAAAGUAGAUGCAGAUCUAAAGAUUUCCCAAGUAACCGUUAAAGGAAUUUUCGAUCCAUCGAAGCUUCUAGAAUAUGUUUACAAACGGACUGGAAAGCAAGCUGUGAUCUUGAAACAGGAGCCUGAGAAGAAAGAGGAAGUAGAGAAAGCCAAGGAAGAGAAUAAAGGUGAGGAGGAGGCGGCGGCGCCGCCUCCAGCACCGGCGCCGGCGGUUGAGGAAGAAAAGAAGGACGGUGGCGGAGAGGAAACGAAGGAGAAAAAGGAAGGUGAUGAUACGGCGGCGCCGGCGCCGCCGGCAGAUGAGGAUGCCGGAAAGGUGGUGGAGGUGAAGAAGAAUGAGUUUUAUUACUAUUAUCCUACAAAUUUCCAAUUAUACCCUCCUAGGUUUGCGACUGAGAUGUACUCUACUCAUCCUGGUUAUGCCCCUCAGAUGUUUAGUGAUGAGAAUCCGAAUGCAUGUAGCGUGAUGUAAAAAGGGAUGAAUAUGAGGGGUAAAAUGGGGAAAGAAAUGUAUGGGCAGAAUGUCCAUGGAUGAUGGCUUUGCAUGUGAUGCUGCUGGUGCUUGUUUUUUUCUUUUUUUUUACUGCAGAGUUAAAACUAUAGUAAAAAUUUUGUACUGCUA
Messenger RNA from Impatiens glandulifera, 1233 nucleotides. RefSeq names its product heavy metal-associated isoprenylated plant protein 7-like. Lineage: Eukaryota; Viridiplantae; Streptophyta; Magnoliopsida; Ericales; Balsaminaceae. Bases 85 to 1083 code for a protein of 332 amino acids. The transcript is spliced from 5 exons. The record is from RefSeq and is a predicted model, not a curated record. Gene Ontology annotation, molecular function: metal ion binding.